GGGGGGGUGGGGAGUGAUGCGGCGGGGGGGACGGUGACGGACGAGGGAAGCGCGGGUCGUUCGGUGGUGACGCCGGACGCGACGGCGCGGGCGGGGAAACCGGACGAGGCGAAAAAGCGAGAGGUCUCGGUGUCCAUCCUCACCAAGGAUGGGACGUACGAUCCGUUCGACGAGGACGAGCGCGCGGUUGGGUUCGAGGUGGAGGGAUCGGUGUAUAAGCCGAAAGUGUCGACGUGGGGGGUGUUCGAGCGACCGCCGGAUAUUUCCAAGACGUACGGCGGCGGACGAACGAUUAAGAGGGAGGAGCUCGAGGACGAGGAGGCGAUUCAACGGCGGCGAGCGCGCGUGGCGAAGAAAUUGGCGAAAUAUAGAGAGGAUCAAGGCAUGAACAUGCGGCCCGCGGAGAUGGAGGCGGCGCAGGCGGCGCUCACGCAAGCCGAAGAGGCGAUCAGGCAAGGAUACAUGCUCGACGCGCUCGAGAUACUCGAGCCUUGGGCUCUCGAGCGCAUGCCUCCCAAGACGGAGCUCGGCGGGAAGAUGAUAUUUAACUACGCCCUGUGCCUGGAUAACGUCCAGCGACGAGAUGAGGCGAUGAAGCAGUAUCGUCGUUGCAUCGGGAACCAGUACGGAACCGUUUCCAAGCAGGCGGAUCGCAUGUUGUGGGGGAUGACGACGGCUUCGAAGAAGAUGAAAGCGGAUCUGUUCGAUUACAUGGACGCGGCGAAGCUGGACGCGUACGAUGAGUACUUGAUCAAGAUGGCGAACGAAAAGUUUGCCGGCGAUAUCGAUGAAGAGGAGGUUCGAGAGUUGAACACGCAGGCUGUUGUCGCGAUGCUCGCUCUCUUCGGAACGCCCGCGCUAUUCCUCGCCUAUCUAACGAUGCAGUGA
Molecule: messenger RNA, 888 nt
Organism: Ostreococcus tauri
Lineage: Eukaryota; Viridiplantae; Chlorophyta; Mamiellophyceae; Mamiellales; Bathycoccaceae
Product: unnamed product
Exons: 1
Source: RefSeq, a predicted model, not a curated record